Molecule: messenger RNA, 2925 nt
Organism: Mugil cephalus (flathead mullet)
Lineage: Eukaryota; Metazoa; Chordata; Actinopteri; Mugiliformes; Mugilidae
Gene: tmem41b
Product: transmembrane protein 41B
Exons: 7
Coding region: 132-983 (283 amino acids)
Cellular component (GO): endoplasmic reticulum membrane
Source: RefSeq, a predicted model, not a curated record
UGAAAGGUCAGCCUGUGUAUCGUGUCACCGGCCAGCAGGCUGUCACUCAGUCACCACACACCGGUGUCAUUCCACUCACCGGCUGUUGCUGCUACACAGAAACUCACCCGUCCCCAACCAUAUUUUAGAAAAUGGCCAAAAAGCGGAGAGAAAUACGAGAGACCGACGGUUUGUCCUCAGCACAAGAGGAGCUGAAGACGAGGGCUAACGACUCCCGAGUAGUUAAAGAGGCUCAACAGAGUGCAGGGGGGUCAGCACGCAAGUCACUUUUGAUUUUGGUGUCCAUCUUUGCUUGCUCUGCUUCAGUCAUGUACCUGGUGUACAGGAACUUCCCAGAGCUUCCUGAUGAUGAAAUGGAGAAAAUCAAGAUCCCCAAAGACAUGGAUGAUGCCAAAGCUUUGGGAACUGUGUUGUCCAAAUACAAAGACACCUAUUACUCUCAGGUGUUGGUGGCAUACUUUGCAACAUAUGUUUUUCUCCAGACAUUUGCGAUCCCCGGAUCAAUCUUCCUCAGCAUCCUGUCUGGAUAUCUGUACCCUUUCCCCCUGGCUCUUUUCUUAGUCUGCUUGUGCUCUGGCCUGGGUGCUUCCUUCUGCUACAUGCUGUCAUACUUGGUGGGCAGGCCCAUGGUCUACAAAUAUCUCACAGAGAGAGCACAGAAAUGGUCCCAGCAGGUUGACAAACAUAGAGAUCAUUUAAUCAAUUACAUCAUCUUCCUGAGGAUAACCCCCUUCCUUCCCAAUUGGUUCAUCAACAUCACGUCCCCAGUCAUCAAUGUGCCUUUGGGUGUUUUCUUCAUCGGUACCUUUCUUGGAGUGGCACCACCGUCCUUCGUAGCCAUCAACGCAGGCACAACACUGUACAAACUGACCACAGCCGGUGAAGCUGUGUCCUGGAACUCCCUGGCUGUGCUCGGCGUCCUCGCCGUGCUCUCCAUCCUACCUGUCUGCUUCCAGAAAAAGCUGCAGCAGAAACUAGAGUAGAGCACGAAAACACCUCAGCACCUCAUCUGCUGGCUGAUCCAGACAUCCUCUUCUCCUUGGCUCAGGAACAUGCAGCUGUCGCUCCCCAUCGGUCUCAACGGCUGGUGCGCUGUUGGUAGAGGAACCUCUGAGCACUGGCACAACAUGCACUCAUCGACCACAAAAUGCAUGCAGUGGUGGCUCCUAAUGUUAAGUAAAGUAAUAUCCAGUGGCCGCUGCUUGCAUAGAUGUUUUGUUUCUGACUCAUAUUGUUAAUUGUGGCACAACAUGUAAAUAGGAGAAACUGGUUCCUUUUUUUAUUUAAGACAUUUCUCAUUAUCAUCGUAUAAUUUAAAGUGCUACUUGUAGCAUGAUUUUAUAGUGGAGGUAACAGUUGGUCCAUAUGACCCAGUGUGUUUCCGUUUUCUUGCUACUAACUACUGAAUACGAAGUCAGCAGUUUCCUGUUGAGGUUUGAACUUCUGUCUUUUAAAUAUACUUUGGCAGUAGCAUAUCAUGAACAUCAUCCUGUCAGUAGCACCUUUAACUCCUACUCCCCUUUAUAUGUAUUUUAACAUGCUGGUGUUCAGUUUCCUGCUAAUCAAAUCUACCACCACAGCAGUAACAGUCCCACUACUCAUUGUGUUUGACACUUGGUGCUUGCUUUGGCAAACAGAGAAAAAUUAAAAUGUGAACUGAGAUGUGGGUGCCUUCCCAUGUUAUUUCUGAAAAUGUUCUUGGAUCCACUGCCACACAACUUCUCCUCCUGUCCCUCUCCUCUGUCCAGAUUUAUUGCCUAAAGCAGCACUCACAAAGAACAGAUUAAAUUGAUGUAAUAUUUUCUCACACGACAUCCAAACUGCAGGGUUUUAAACUCUUGUAUUUUUUAAUUAAAAUGGAAAUAUCCAGUUGAUUAUUUCAAUUCAUUGAUAUAGUGUGGCAACAUGCUCGUAACAAAAAAGAAUGAUAUUGUUCUUGGAAGUACAAAAUAUUGAGGAGUUGAUAAUGAUGCAAUUAUUUGUGCUUACUGUGAUUAUGGGAUUUGCUAUGUUAGUACAAAACUUGUUACGAUGUCCACAUGUGAUACGCCAGUGCCCUCCAUUAAGAGUGCCAACAGACUGUGAGACAUCCAGGCCUUGCCUUGCUUUUACUGCUUCCAUUUUUUAACAGAGGAAAUGUAUUACGAUGUCUGAAUUAUGUAGCCAGUCUGCGUUCUUUCAGUUGUUGGGGACACCUAACUCUAUGGCCCGUGAUACAAAAGCUGGUUUCAUUCAAGUCUUCAUAGAUGUGUUGUCUCUAUGGUAACCUUCCGGUUUUUAGACAUCGAUGCAGUGAAUGUCCAUGCAGGAAUCAAAUCCUCAACAAAAGACUUAAACCUCAUUGUUGUGCAUUUUGAGAUUUCCUGUUUUAUUUCAAUGUCUUAAUACACAACAGAUUUACUGUACUACUGCAAGAUUAUUAACAUCUCAGAUUAGCUAUGAUUCCAUCAACAUCCAGUCAUUAAAAACUAGAAACUAGUUGUUUUUACAGUUCUUACUGUAACUGUUUUAUCUGUAUUUUAUUUUAUUUUACUUAGAAAAUGGACCUUGAGUGGGCGAUAUAAUACUACAGAGUCCUUAAAAAGUUUGUCUUUUUAUUUAAAUAGAAACUACAAUUAACUUAUCUGUCCUCUGUCAUGCCAAUUUUGCCAAUUUUUAUUUGUUAUUGUGUUUGCUUAAAUAUUAAAACAUAACAAAUACUCUUGACUUUAUCAGCAUAAUGUAAACUCAGAUAGCUUGUUUUCUUCCUUUAACCCAAUCAAAGAUCUGUGAACAUUUCAAAAGCAGUAUUAUUUUGUACUAAGCAGUGAUGUAUUGCAGUAUGAAGUGUUUACAGGUUGCAGAUUUAUGUCCUAUCUAAACAGAUUUGUUUUGUUGCUGUUUUUAAAAUGUAUUUAUUGAAUCAUUAAAAUGAUCUUUACAGAA